Molecule: messenger RNA, 7227 nt
Organism: Symbiodinium natans
Lineage: Eukaryota; Dinophyceae; Suessiales; Symbiodiniaceae
Source: the annotation of a GenBank genome assembly
AUGGUGAAGAACACUUUGCUGCGCAGUGUAGAAGGGCAUAUGGAAGCUGACUUGCCGAAUGAGCUCGUUGGACGUUUUGACGGUUGUCUCUACCUGAAAGGCUUCCCUCGAGGAGUGCCAGUGGGACUGAAAAACCUUUUACUUCGAGGAUCGACCAUCAGGAACACCAACUACGUCAUCGGGCUCGUGGUGUACACGGGCAACGACACCAAAGUGGUUAGGAAUUCAAGCCGUUCCAGCUCGACGAAGCGCUCCCAGGUGGAGAUCAUGUCCAACAAGCUUUUGAUAAUUGUUUUCUUGUUGCUUUUCCUGAUCUCCAUCGGCUGUGCAAUUGCAAGAGCAAAUCUCCUUGGAGAUGCUGCUGGCUUCCAGAAUUUGAGAUGGGUGUGGAAUGUUGAGAACUUUGAGAACGUGGACAAUUUGCAGGACAACCCCUACCUGGCCAUUUUGACCUUCUUGAUUGGCUACAACAACCUCAUCCCAAUCAGCUUAUACAUGACAACAGAUGUAGUCCGUGCGAUUCAAGCUUUCAUCAUGGAGAGAGAUGAAAGCAUGUACCAUGCCCAAGGCGGAUCUCAUUGUACAGUCCGAACUUCUGCUCUAUGCGAAGAUCUUGGAAUGGUGGAUUUCGUCCUCACUGACAAAACGGGCACGCUGACACAGAACGAGAUGUGUUUCAAGGCUUGCUACGUGGAUGGUCAAACGUACGGCUACUGGACACCUACGGCCGAUGAAUCGACAGAUGCUGCAAGCCUCGUGCAAGACAGCUAUGGUUAUCCCAGUGACCACAUCGAAAAAAUCCCCACGCGUAGUGUGUGCUGGCCACUCAAUCCUUUGCUAUGGGGUAUCCCCAGCGAUGAAGAUCCGCAUUGGAGUUACAGCCUCGAGUCCAAUGUUCACAGUUUCUUUUUGUGUCUCGCCACCUGCCACACUGCAAUGCCCGAGAAGAGCCAACAGCUCAAUUUCUCGCCGACUGGCAAGCGCACAUCAAAGAUGGAGACCCUGGCUGACAUUGAGUAUGUGAUGCAAAAUGAUCCAGGCAUGAACGGGCUCAGCCAACAGGAAGUUCGACAGCGCAUGGAGCUACUCAUCGAGGCAAAUCAGACCCAGUUUCGCAGCCAGUCUCCGGACGAAGAGGCCUUGCUGUCAAUGGCACGCGACUUUGGCUUCUACUUUAAGAAGCGACAGGGCAACAAAGUUACGAUCAACAUCCGUGGACAGGAGCAACACUACACGGUCAUCAUGUGUAAUGAGUUCUCGUCAGAGCGGAAGCGGAUGUCUGUUCUGGUGCGCCAAUGCUCCGAGGAGGGUGUCAUGCCACAGACAUCGCAGGCAAUGGCCAGCAGCAUCUUGCUCGGCAACGCGGGUGUUAUGUCUAUGGAGAACCUCCCACAUGUGUCCGAAGGCGCCUACAUUCUCUUCGCAAAGGGUGCGGACUCUGUCAUGUUGGAUCGGAUGCGCCAGAAAGAGGGUGAGCGUCCGCCGCCGGUCAUGGCCGACUUCGAUGGUUUGGAUGACAUGACACAUGCGAUGUCCUUGGAUGCAGACCGUUCCAAUGAAGACUUCAAAGAGCUCAGCCAGGCGAGUCCCAAAAGUGGUGACGGCAGGGGCAAGGUCAGAGGUGCUCGGGCACUGGCAUUGGCAGCAGCCAUGGGCUCUGGGUCUGCACAGCUUGGACAGUUUGGGUCGGAAGGGAGGCUUCGUCCGAAAGCACCAUCCCCAUGCUCCUCGGCAGGCCUCUCGGCACGGUCCAUUGCAGAUCCGCCGAUGCCCAGCGGCGCACCCGCCAUGCUGGAGACGGAUGAAAAUUCGCGGCUGAGCGCGAAGUUUGAGAUGCCAACCAGAAGUGCUGGGCUGAUGAGCUGGUGCUCACGAAACGGCCCCGAAAACACUUAUGACUCCGGUGAAGCCGAAGAGUGUCCUCGCAAGAAGAAGCUUCGAACUGCAAGGGAGCAGGUUCGACACUUUUCCAUGCAUGGACUGCGGACAUUGGUUUGUGGACAACGAGUGCUUCCUGAUGCCGAAGCCGAAGCCUACAUCAAACGCUGGCAGGGUGCCAGGAGCUCCUUCUUCAAUCGAGAUGAGCUGAUGAAUCGAGUCAUGGACGACAUGGAACGUGACUUCGACUUGCUGGGGGUCACGGCUGUGGAAGACAAGAUUCAGUUCGGGGUUCCGGAAACAGUUCAGAUGUUGCUGGACGGUGGCAUGCGCAUCUGGAUGCUCACAGGUGACUGCGUCGAGACGGCGGUAAAUAUCGCCAGUAUAUGCAGCCUCAUCGAGCAGCACUCCCAGCUGUACUACCUGACUUGCGAGGAGGGCGCUGCCCGCGAGCGCGACUCUGAGAGCGCCCUAGAGCUGGAGGAGAGGCUAAGGUUUAUCCAGGAGGAGAUCUUGAACGAAUUGCAGCAGACCCAUGGCAAAGGCUUUCACUAUAGCCUGGUCCUAAAUGGCCCAGCGCUUUACGCCAUUCUCGAGGCGCCAGAUACACUCCUCUAUAAGCUCUUCGUCACUGUGGCUUGCAAUUCUUGCUCGGUCAUUGCCUGCCGACUGUCUCCGGCACAGAAAGCUUCCCUGGUAGAACUUAUCAAGAAAGAUGUGCCAGGAAACCCGCUGACUCUGGCUGUGGGGGAUGGGGGCAACGAUGUCAGCAUGAUUCAGAAGGCGCAUGUCGGGGUUGGCAUUGCCGGAGCUGAAGGACGCGAGGCCGUGAAUGCCGCAGACUUCGCGAUUGGACAAUUCCGUUUUCUCAGGUCUCUCCUCUUCGUGCACGGGCGGAGCAACAUUCGCCGGAUUGGUUUGGUGAUAGGCUACUCCUUCUACAAGAACUUUUUGCUUGUAAUCACCAUGGCUUGCUACGCUCCUUUCACCGGCUUCAGCGGAACCACCUUCUACAAUCCGUAUCUGAUCAUGAUGUACAACGUGGUGUUCACCAACCUGCCCAUCUUUAUUGUAGGAGCGCUGGACGUGGAUGUCUAUGCCCCCGCAGCCCUGACGUUGCCAAAGCUGUAUCUCUUUGGCGUGAACAAGGUCUAUUUCAACUACCGGAUGCUGGUUGCUUGGCUCCUGCGUGGGACAAUUCAUGCUCUGGUGAACUACUUUGUCGCUGCCGUCUUCUUGGGCGGCUGGGAGGGCUGGGCGAGUCCUUUUUCAGACUACACGACCCUUGGUGCCUGGUCGUAUUGGAGCUGUGUGGUGGUGUCAAAUUCAACCCUUCUGCUCCACACGCAAGUCUGGAUGGACUGGCAGGUGCUGAUCUCGGUGCUCUCCGUGAUAAUGUUCCCGCCGAUCUUGUUCAUCUACUCUUGGCCCAGUGUUGCCCGCAUCUUCAAUCCGUCUUUGGUGGAAGUAGCAGCGCAUCUGUUCCAGUCUUUGCCAGGAUGGCUAAGCCUCCUGCUAGUCUUAGCCUUGUCCGUGCUGGUGGAGUUGGCCUUGGAUUCCUGGCAGCGGAUCUACAAGCCAGACCUCGCAAAGCAAGUGCAGGAGUUCCAGUGCACUAAGAAGUACGUGGGUGAGGCUCACGACUUAUUUCCGAACCCAUCGCACCGAGGCACCGACAGCAGCCUCGUGCCCAUCGUCCCAACAAAUCGCCAGCCUCCUUCCUCCCCUGUCUCGCCAACCUCGCCGACGGGUACUACCUACAACACCCGGGACGAACUCCUCUACGCAGCGAACUUGAAAAUGGAGAAAAUGUUUCCAGCCGCACUGGUGAACUCCAUUCCCUGGAGUUACAAACGCAGUAACUACAACCAGGGUGACUUUCAAGCUGAGGCAGCGCAGCUCAAGGAGUUCACGAAGCAUGCAAGCCAUCCCCCUACGAAGAAGCCUGGCCUGCAGUUGAUCAUGGAACGUCACCGUCACCGCCGGGAAGAUGAACUUGCACCGGAUCCUACAGCAUGCUGUGGAAAGAGAGCCAAGGAGUGGCAAAGGAUCAUCAGUCAGAUGCAGUGGUGUCAGAUCAGCUUGAUGUCCGACGUGCUCGGCAACAAGACGUCACAUGAGCAGCGGGAUGCAACCAGCAAUCUCACUCUCGCAGAGCGGCUGUCGAACGUGACAGGGAUGCAGCUGGAACUGUUGGACCUGGAUCAGAUCACUGACCAGCGGAAGCACAGCACGACUGCGACCACAACGGGUCACCCCAUGGAGCACAAGGCACAGUCCCGCUUCAAUGUGAAGUACACGACCGAGUUCGUUUACAACGUUUUCACCCUGAAAUUCAGGUCGAGCUUACACGAGCAAGCCUUCUGCCAGAUGUUCGACGAAGCGAGUCGCAAUCAGUUCUUCGUGUCCGCACGGGUCCUCGCAGUGCUUCUCGUCGGCUUCCAGGUGACGAAGCUGCUGGUCUUCGUGGUCCAGCCUGGGGAGCUGUCGGAAGUGCUUCAGAGCCUGGUGGCUAUCGCCGGCUUCGUGCUUGGCUGCGAAGCAUUAUUGGUCCCACUACGGUUCGAGAGCAUCAGUGCCUUCCAUGCGAGUUACUUGACCGUUUGCUGUUGCUGCCUGCUCAUCUUGAAGCACGUCAUUGAGUUUGCCUAUGGAAUUCCCGGCUAUGUUUCAGAUGCCAUUAUGCCAUUUGCCUUCUGUGCCGGUGCACGCAUGCGAUUUCCGCAGGCCAUCGGGGUCCUGUUUCUACAUAUGCUGCUCUUGAUCGUUCAUUCCAAUGGGUUCCUGAACGAUGAAACCUGCAAAAUUGGAGGUGGCUUCACGACACUGGAUGUCAAUGUGUGCAAUGAUGAAGGACAACUGCUACAUGAGUUUUCUACGAUCCAGUUUGGUUUGGUGAUGCUUGUCGGUGCAUACAUGUACCUCUCAGAGCGAUUUGCUCGUCAUAGCUUCGCCUGGGACGAUCGCAUCGGCAGUGCGCGAAACGCAGACCGGGAUCUGCUCAAGGGGAUGUAUCCUGAAGAUGUCGUGGAAGCUGUUCGUGAGAGCUUCCUCAGCAACCAGCAGCAGAUCAACGUGGCAGAACAGACGGUUUCCACGACAAGAACAAUCUUCCAAGAGCGUGGCAUUGUCACCAUCGUCUUCAUCGACAUUUAUGCUUUCGAGCGGAUCGUGGCGCAAUUGGCUCCAAAUGAACUCGUGGAGCUGCUCGAUCGGGUUUUCACGCAGAUCAACAAUAUCUGCCAGGAGCAUUCCAUCGUGAAGAUCGAGACUGUGGGGAAGACCUUUGUGGCUGCAGGCAUGGUCGAUUUCAAGAAGAAGUCGCCUCGGAACACCGUCCAGAUGAAAGCUUUCCUGUGCGUAGAGGCUGCAAGCGCCGUUUUGCGGCUCUUCACGAGGUGCACAACUGGAAUGGAGCAGAUGGAGCGGCUCUCAUUGAAGAUCGGCAUCAACACGGGCCAGGUGAUCUCAGGCGUGGUCGGUUCUCAGAAGCCGCAGUUUGCUCUCUUCGGUGACACGGUGAAUACAGCAUCGCGCAUGAUGAGCACUGGACAGGUGGAUCACAUUCACAUCUCUGCUAGCACAUACGAUCUGGUGAAAGAGGAGGAACAAUACGCGUGGAAGGGAAGGAAGACAACGGUGAAAGGCAAGGGUGAGAUGGACACCUACCUGCUGAUGAACGAUUCACGUCGGAGGCUGGUCUCUGGCACAAUCUCUCCACUCAACCGGGCAAAGUCCGCGCCCCGAGAAGGGAGCAUGGUGAAUGUGGGUCCUGACGUGCUUUUGCCCAGCGAAGACCCAAAGACGUUCUGCUCGAUGCUGUCGCGGGCACGGCUUGCGGAGGCCAUCCAGCGAUUUGUCUCUUUCUGCGUGCGGGCAUAUGAGCUAGACUGCCUGAAGACGAAGCAAGAGCAUUCGCUGCUGGCAUCUCUUGUGCUGUUCUGGUGCAUUUUCUGCUUGGAGUCAUUGUACAUAUGGAUUGGCGACACAGGCACUCGUGCCGCGAAUCUGCAGCAGUUCUUCAACAUUCGCCUACCCUUCGCAGUAAUUUGCUUCGCCUUCAUCAUGCUUGGUGGCAUCACCACCUUUUGGCAUUCACUUUUCCUGCUAGGGGGGGAUGCGAAGCAGAAGAAAGAGCAACAUUCUGACCAGAGGGACAUCAGUGAUGCAGAUGCCACCGCUUUGGACCAGGUCUCUGAGGUGGAGGAAGAGGAGGAGCACACCAACCCACAAGCACAGAGGCGGGGCUGGCCAUGUGAGGUCUAUUACUUCGGCAUAUCUGUGGUGCUCAUUGGUACAGGGUACAUCUGUGCUGUCACAUCGUCUCUGUACGGCCUGGCAGAUGGACGGUUUGAGGAAGUCAGCUACUGGAUCUACUUCGAGUCGAUGUUCUACCUCUCGGCCAUGAUGCAUCUGAACGUGCUGCGGGCAACGUUGGCCGCGUUUGCGUGUGCUUUCGCGAUUCUCCUGCCAGCCACAGUUCUUGGGGGCCUAGCCGACUUCCCAUCUGGGCUUAUCUAUCCAAGUGCUGCUUAUAUCCUACAAGUGCGUGUCAUUCAGAGCCUAAAGUGGUAUCAGCUCAAGAGCCUCGAGGGCUUGAGGAUGGUGGAGAAGGAGCACAAAGAGUGCUACUCUCUACUCAAUUCUUUGCUGCCCCAGGAGGUGCUGGAGUCAAUGCAGUCAGACAAUCUGCAGCUGGCAUACACCUACCGGGACAUGACGCUUCUUUUCGCCGACAUUGUGGGCUUCACGAAGUAUUGUGCUACGCAUCAGGCGAAUGAAGCCGUCAGGCUUGUCACGCAUCUUUUUGCAAGGUUCGAUGACUGCUGCAAGCUCCUAGGUGCAUACAAGGUUUGCACGAUUGGAGAUGCCUACCUGGCGGUCAACGAACCGAAGACGGUGCAUGAGGACAAGGUGCUUGGGGCAAACGUGCUCCUGCAUCUUGCCAUGUCGAUGCUUCGGGUCAUCGUGACAGUUCGAAAUGAAGUUCAGCAUGACGGUCUUGAUAUGCGAAUUGGUUUGCACCAUGGUGAAUUUGUUGCUGGUGUCAUUGGCAGCAAUCAGCUUCGCUUCGACAUUUGGGGUGAGGAUGUGCUCAUUGGCAACCAGAUGGAGUCGGAAGGCCAACCCGGGCGCAUUUGCUGCAGCGCAACUUUUGUGGAGGUGAUUCAGUCCAAAUUUCAGCAAUUCCGCUUCACAGAGCACAAGGUCGUGGCUUGCUCUGGAACACAGAGGACCAUGCAGAGCUACUUGCUGGAUGAGCCUCAUGGUAUUGGCACUGGCAAGGCUCCAAGCUCGCCGGGUGGCAAGAUGCCGCGCGGCAGCGUCAGGGGUAAGCGCCCGCGAUGA